Molecule: messenger RNA, 1332 nt
Organism: Gossypium raimondii (Peruvian cotton)
Lineage: Eukaryota; Viridiplantae; Streptophyta; Magnoliopsida; Malvales; Malvaceae
Product: anthranilate synthase beta subunit 2, chloroplastic
Exons: 8
Coding region: 259-1101 (280 amino acids)
Biological process (GO): L-tryptophan biosynthetic process
Cellular component (GO): cytosol
Source: RefSeq, a predicted model, not a curated record
UCCCAAUAAGAAUUCAGAUUUCCUUCCAUAAUCCAUAGAAACAACGAAUGAAGAGAAUACAAUUCACCCAUCCUAAAAAGAAUUGUCCAAAUUACACUACAUAUUUCCAUUUCUGGAUCUCAACACUGAACAUUGAAAAGAUGUUCCUAUAUAAACAAAAUUCUCACUACUUGAAUCAUUCUAAGUCUGAUUCUCCGAGAAACGGUGAACCUGAACUGCCCUUCCCACAUUCUAAUACUCUCACUCAUUACUGGAAAAAUGGCGGCUAAUUUUAUUACUCACUUAUCUCUGGUUCAUCCAAAACCUUCACUUUCUGCUAAAUCCCUUCAAAACCCGUCUCUGUCUCACCUCUCCAAGCUCUCUCCUUCAUCAAGUGUUUGUUUUUUGCCAAUCAAGAGAAGUGGGGUUGUGGGAAAACUCUCAUUCGCAUCGGCUGUAGCGGAUUCAACAUCUUCAAUUCCGGAAGACAAGAAAAUCAGCAAGAAUCCCAUUAUCGUCAUUGACAAUUAUGAUAGUUUCACCUACAAUCUUUGCCAGUAUGUGGGAGAGCUUGGAUGUCAUUUUGAGGUUUAUCGAAAUGAUGAGUUGACAGUAGAAGAGUUAAAAAUGAAAAAUCCUAGGGGAGUGCUUAUCUCUCCUGGUCCAGGAACACCCCAAGAUUCUGGAAUAUCAUUGCAAACAGUUUUGGAACUUGGACCUAUUGUACCUUUGUUUGGUGUUUGUAUGGGUUUGCAGUGCAUCGGUGAGGCUUUUGGAGGAAAGAUAGUCCGAUCUCCCUACGGUGUCGUGCAUGGCAAAAGUUCUGUCGUGUAUCAUGAUGAGAAGGGGGAAGAUGGGUUGUUGGCUGGAUUGUCAAACCCCUUCAAUGCAGGAAGAUAUCACAGCCUUGUGAUUGAAAAGGACAGUUUUCCCGGGGAAGCACUCGAGGUUACUGCUUGGACAGAAGAUGGACUGAUUAUGGCUGCUCGGCACAAAGUCUAUAAGCAUGUUCAGGGCGUACAGUUCCAUCCGGAGAGUAUCAUAACUUGGGAAGGCAAAACAAUUGUUCUUAAUUUCGUCAAACUGAUAGAGAGAAAAGAGGCAGCUGAAUCUGGUAGUUAAUUCAGCACAUAAUGGGUUGAGUAGUAAAUGUCAAAUAUGGGUAUGGGAGAGUACAUUGGAGAUUCAUCAUUUAUGCAUUUGGACCAACCAAAUAUACCCUUCAAACCUAGUACUUGGGUGAAUGCUGCUUUAAAAGGAUUGUGAACUGUAGCUUUCCAAAUGAUUUACGUGACUGCUUUUGGAUGACUAUGUAUUCUCUUUACAAUUCCAGUUCAGAAUUGGCCGUACAAA